AUGCCAAAAGUUAUGAAGACCUUGGAGUUGGUGGAGGAGUACCUGAGACGGUAUGGUCAAUUAGAGGUGUUUAGACGUUCAAGGGGAGAAGUAACGAAGGAACCAAGGACCGACACCGACACCGCGUCCAAAGUCGACACGGCCACUGUUAAGGAGAAGCGAAGAAGGAAAUUGAAGAUUCCUUUGAUGAAGAUCAAGUCGGAAGAUGUCGUUGUUACUGAGAGUGCCAUUAAAGUGCCGUUGUCGGUGAAAAGGUUGUUGUAA
Messenger RNA from Yamadazyma jaroonii, 264 nucleotides. The record is from the annotation of a GenBank genome assembly. Lineage: Eukaryota; Fungi; Ascomycota; Pichiomycetes; Serinales; Debaryomycetaceae.